AUUUGCGACAGAAUAAGAUUUAUUAACAAAGAUACGUGUUUUAUCUUAAUAUGGUUUUGAUGAAAUGACGGUAUUUCAUAAAAAAGAAUUAUCUAAUGUUUCAGUGUUUAUUGAAAUGUUAUCAUUUGUAAGAAAUUUUAUAUAAUUAUGAGAUUACCGGUUAACGAAACAGUAGCAGGAAAAUUUUAGUUUGAAUUAAAGUAUGUGUAAGCAUUUAGCAGUUAUAAGAAUGUUGCCUUCUUUUGUUAAAUUGCAAGUACAAAAUAAUUUUUUACAAAGAUGUGUGUUCUCACAAACAAAAAGAACUUAUUCAAAAAAGGUAACGUGGUAAACAAUAAUAUUGAGGAUACCCCAGAUAAAAUUGUACCAAAUAAAAAAGAUUCUAAGCCCAUAGUAUCAAAAACACUUAAAAAAGGUUUGGCAUCGAUAAGAGAAUCUCUUGUUGUGAAGGAUGUUGAUGAUAUAUUAGCUGAAUGGAUGGAUCGGCCACAAACACUUCCAAAAAUUUGUGAUGUUGUAAUAAUUGGAGGUGGAGUAAUGGGCAGUUCUAUAGCAUAUUGGUUGAAAAACCGAGUUUUUUCAGAUUAUUUCAAAGUUGUAGUAAUAGAAAGAGAUCCUACAUAUACUACAGCAUCAACAGUUCUUUCUUGUGGAGGUUUACGUCAACAAUUUUCUCUGAAAGAAAAUAUUGAAAUGUCUCUUUUUGGUGCAGAAUUUUUACGUAACAUCAAUGAAUAUUUGGGCAUUGAAGGAGAACCCACAAUUGAUCCAUAUUUCCAUCCAUAUGGUUAUUUAACAUUAGCAUCUGAGCGAACUGCUCAAAUAUUAAUAGAAAAUUCUAAAUUACAAAAUUUCCUUGGAGCAAAAAAUAUUGUAUUAUCAGCUGCUAAAUUGAAAAGUAUGUUUCCUUGGAUAAAUACAGAAGGUAUCGAACUAGGUUGUUUAGGAUUAGAAAAAGAGGGUUGGUUUGACCCGUGGGUUCUUCUUUCUGCUUUUAAAAAGAAAGCACUACAAUUGGGAGCAAGAUAUAUUUAUGGUGAAGCGCAAGGAUUUACUUAUAAAAACAAUGACACUGUUCAACUAGAUGGAUUGAUUGUAAGAACCAAAGAGGGUGAAAUACAUAAUAUGAAAUUUGCUAUAGCCAUUGUAGCUGCUGGAGCUUAUAGUGGACAAAUAGUUGAUAAAUUGGAUAAUAUAAAAACAGAACGUGGAUUAGAGAAAAUGUAUUUACCUGUUGAACCAAGGAAAAGAUUUGUUUAUUGCGUUCAUUGUCCUGAUGGACCAAGUUUAAAUACUCCAUUAUUGAUAGAUAAUACUGGAACAUUUCUUAGAAGAGAAGGUCUGGCAGGUACGUAUAUUUGUGGAAGAUCACCAGAGGAAUCCGAAGAACCUAGUACUGAAGAUUUAAGUAUUGAUUAUGAUUUCUUUGAAGAAAAAAUUUGGCCUAUACUCGCACGCAGAGUCCCAGUUUUUGAAAAAUUAAAGUUAAAGUCUUCUUGGGCAGGUUAUUAUGAGUUCAAUACUUUUGAUCAAAAUGGAAUAAUUGGACCACAUCCAUAUUAUCGGAAUUUAUACUUUGCAACUGGAUUUAGUGGACAUGGAAUUCAACAGGCACCCGCAGUAGGUAGAGCAAUUUCAGAACUAAUUGUUGAUGGAGAAUAUAAAACACUUGACCUAUCGAAUCUUGACUUUAAUAGAAUUCUUUUUGGUAAACCUGCAUAUGAAAAGAACAUUAUUUAAAAUAUAUGCAUUUGAUUGUAAUAAAAAUUUAUUAUGUAUGUAUAUAAUAAUUUUAAUAACAGAAUACAAAUAGUAUUUUAUGUAUUUUACAAUAUACAUAAUAAUAUUUAUAGAGAUUAACUUUAAAAUUUAGAUUUAUUUAAAUUGAUUUGUAGAUAAAUAUGUUUAAUACAGAAAAAAUUGGUCUUAAAUUCAUCAAAUAUUAUAAUCUGUAUUAAUUGAUCUAUUUUGUUUUAUUUAAUAUUUGUUAUUAUAAUUAAUAUUUUGUUUUAAAGGAUGAUUUAUAAAUAAGUAUUUAGAUAGUUAAAAGUAUACAUAUAAUGUCAAUAAAAAAUAUCAAUGAUUUCAAUGUCUUAAAAUAAAAUCUUGUAAGAAUUUGACAGCCACACUAUGGAAUGUAAAAUUCUAUGUAUUUACUACGUGCACUUCACGAAAAAGACAAAAUCAUCAGUACAGAAAGAUAUUCGUCUCAUUAUGCUGUACAUCAUAAAAUAGAUUGUUAUUAUUGUAAAUAAAUAAUAAUUAUGUAAAUAAAUAUAAAUAUUACUAGUUGUAGAUA
Molecule: messenger RNA, 2299 nt
Organism: Bombus terrestris (buff-tailed bumblebee)
Lineage: Eukaryota; Metazoa; Arthropoda; Insecta; Hymenoptera; Apidae
Product: FAD-dependent oxidoreductase domain-containing protein 1
Exons: 7
Coding region: 280-1740 (486 amino acids)
Cellular component (GO): cytoplasm
Molecular function (GO): oxidoreductase activity
Source: RefSeq, a predicted model, not a curated record